This is a messenger RNA of Arabidopsis lyrata subsp. lyrata, 743 nucleotides long. Its product is annotated as protein DMR6-LIKE OXYGENASE 2. Bases 243 to 695 code for a protein of 150 amino acids. Lineage: Eukaryota; Viridiplantae; Streptophyta; Magnoliopsida; Brassicales; Brassicaceae. The record is from RefSeq and is a predicted model, not a curated record. The transcript is spliced from 2 exons.
CAAGUUUCAACGUUUCCAAAGAGAAAGUCUCUAACUGGAGAGACUUCCUUCGACUCCAUUGUUAUCCUAUCGAAGAUUUCAUUCACGAAUGGCCCUCAACUCCAGUUUCUUUUAGAGAAGUCACAGCUGAAUAUGCUACAAGCGUUAGAGCCUUGGUUCUGACACUUCUUGAGGCAAUCUCAGAGAGCUUAGGCCUUGUGAAAGACCGUGUAAGCAAUACUUUAGGAAAACACGGUCAACACAUGGCUAUAAACUAUUAUCCGCCGUGUCCGCAACCCGAGCUAACUUACGGACUUCCCGGACAUAAAGAUGCAAACUUGAUCACUGUUCUUCUUCAAGAUGAAGUCUCUGGUUUACAGGUUUUCAAAGACGGUAAAUGGAUUGCUGUUAAUCCUGUUCCCAACACUUUUAUAGUCAACCUUGGUGACCAGAUGCAGGUGAUAAGCAAUGACAAAUACAAGAGUGUGCUACACAGAGCUGUUGUGAACAUCGACAAAGAGAGGAUAUCAAUACUGACAUUCUACUGUCCUUCUGAAGAUGCUAUGAUUGGUCCAGCACAAGAGCUGAUCAAUGAGGAAGAAGACUCUCAUGCUAUUUACAGAAACUUUACAUAUGCUGAGUAUUUUGAAAAGUUUUGGGACACAGCAUUUGCAACUGAGAGCUGUAUUGACUCGUUCAAAGCUUCCACCGCCUAAGAUAAUGUACUUUAGAAUCAAUCAUCGUUAUAACUAGGUCGGUCCUUA